This is a messenger RNA of Penicillium angulare, 1338 nucleotides long. RefSeq names its product RNA-dependent ATPase RRP3 (gene rrp3). The record is from RefSeq and is a predicted model, not a curated record. Gene Ontology annotation, molecular function: nucleic acid binding; ATP binding. Bases 1 to 1338 code for a protein of 445 amino acids. Lineage: Eukaryota; Fungi; Ascomycota; Eurotiomycetes; Eurotiales; Aspergillaceae. The transcript has 4 exons.
AUGCCUCCGAUUAAAAAGAGAAAGGGUGAAGAUGCGGCCGUGCCCGUCGAUGACGUGGACACAAAGUCCGAGCCUGAAGUCAACGAAGAGAACGAAGAGAACCAGGAACAGGAUGAAGAGACACCAUCUACGUUCAAGGACCUCGGACUGAUCGAGGAACUAUGCACAGCGUGUGAAACGCUAGGAGGACUUGCAGAGACAGGUUCCGGAAAAUCUGCUGCGUUCAGUCUGCCUAUGCUCCAGGGUUUAAUGUCAAAGCCCCAGCCGUUCUAUGGUCUCGUAUUGGCCCCGACACGAGAGUUGGCAUAUCAGUUAUCGGCCGCAAUCGAGAGUCUAGGGUCCACCAUCGGCGUACGAGUUGUCACCAUUACCGGAGGAAUGGACAUGGUCCCACAAUCUAUCGCAUUGGGCAAGAAACCGCACUUUGUCGUUGCCACUCCUGGCAGACUCCUCGACCACCUAGAGAAUACAAGGGGUUUCAGCUUAAAACAACUUAAGGUCCUGGUCAUGGAUGAGGCAGACAGAUUGUUGGAUAUGGACUUCGGGCCACUGCUCACAAAAAUUCUUAAUGCCAUUCCCUCGCAGAGACAAACACUGCUUUUCUCAGCAACUAUGAGCAACAAAGUUGAGAGUCUCCAGCGUGCCUCGCUCUCGAAUCCCCUGCGAGUCUCCGUCGCCUCAAAUAAUCGAACAACCCCAACCACCCUCAAACAAUCCUUCUGUCUGAUCCCCGCUAAGAACAAAGAUAUAUAUCUCUCUUACCUUUGCACGGAGAUGACCGGAAAAUCGAUAAUCAUCUUCUGUCGUACCGUUCACGGAGCCCAGCAGCUUUCCUAUUUCUUAAGAGCAUUAGGCUUUGGAGCAAUUCCCAUUCACGGACAAAUGAGCCAAAGCUCUCGAUUGGGUGCCCUCGGUAAGUUCAGAGGUGGAAGCCGCUCUAUCCUUGUUGCAACAGAUGUAGCAGCUCGUGGUCUUGAUCUUCCAGCCGUUGACAUGGUUAUCAACUAUGAUCUACCGGGAGACAGCAAGACAUAUAUUCAUAGAGUUGGACGAACUGCUCGUUCCGGCCGCGCCGGUCUCGCCUGCUCGCUCGUUAGUCAGUACGAUGUCGAGGUUUGGAUGAGAAUUGAGGGAAGUCUUGGCAAGAAGCUUCCAGAACAUGACGCACCUAAGGAUGAAGUGAUGAUUUUUGCGGCGCGUGUGAACGAGGCACAAAGACAGGCUGUUAUGCAGAUGAAGGAUUACGAUGAGAAGAAGGGCAAUAAGCCUGGAAAGAAGUUUGGGAAGACUUUUGGUGCCAAGAGGGGUCGUGAGCAGAUGGAUCAAGAGGAAGGUUAA